UGUAGUUUUGGCGCGCUUCUUAAACGCCGCUGUUUGUUCCGAGUUCGUUCGCGGCGGAGCACAACAACGCGGACAAGACGCACCCCGGGCAAGUUUAUUACUCACGAACCUGAGCGGCUGUCGCUAACAUCUCUCCAGGUCAGAAAUGGCCAUGCAAAUUCAACAUGAAGUGACUGAAGUUGAGGAGGAGUCUUUUGGGCCUCAACCUGCUACAAGACUUGAGCAAUGUGGUGUGAGUGCCAACGAUGUGAAGAAGCUGGAGGAGGCUGGCUUUCAUACUGUGGAGUCUGUGGCAUACGCCCCGAAGAAAGAACUGCUCAACAUAAAGGGCAUCAGUGAGGCGAAGGCUGACAAGAUUUUGGCAGAGGCAGCUAAACUCGUGCCAAUGGGCUUCACAACAGCCACAGAGUUUCACCAGCGACGCUCGGAGAUCAUUCAGAUCAGCACAGGAUCCAAAGAGCUGGAUAAACUUCUUCAAGGAGGAAUUGAAACUGGAUCUAUCACGGAACUGUUUGGAGAGUUUCGCACAGGAAAGACGCAGCUCUGCCAUACCUUGGCCGUGACCUGUCAGCUUCCAAUUGACCGGGGUGGUGGAGAGGGAAAGGCCAUGUACGUGGACACAGAAGGCACAUUCCGUCCAGAACGCUUGCUCGCAGUCGCUGAAAGAUUUGGUCUCUCUGGGAGCGAUGUUCUGGACAACGUGGCCUACGCACGAGCAUACAACUCGGACCACCAGACUCAAUUGCUGUACCAGGCAUCCGCAAUGAUGGCCGAGUCUAGGUAUGCCCUGCUUAUAGUUGACAGCGCCACCGCCUUGUACCGCACUGACUACUCGGGCCGUGGGGAGCUGGCCGCUCGGCAGAUGCACUUGGCGCGCUUCCUCCGCAUGCUGCUGCGUCUUGCAGAUGAGUUUGGUGUGGCAGUAGUCAUUACCAAUCAAGUGGUGGCUCAGGUGGAUGGAGCUGCAAUGUUUACAGCUGAUCCCAAAAAGCCCAUCGGGGGAAACAUCAUGGCCCACUCGUCUACCACCAGGUUGUACUUCCGCAAGGGACGUGGCGAGACCCGAAUAUGCAAGAUAUACGACUCUCCUUGCCUGCCAGAAUCAGAGGCAAUGUUUGCCAUCAACGCAGAUGGAAUUGGGGACUCAAAGGAUUAGGUUCGGGGUAGCUCCUUUUCCUGGUCCAGCCAUGGCAUUUUUCAGCCAUGUGCUUCACAUCCAUUAUAAUUUUUAAGAUAAGCACCCCCAUGAAAAUAAAAUGACUCGCAGAGCAUGAACCAAACUGGAUUUAAGCUUUUUUUCAGGAAAAUGUAAAAAUGCACCUUAUUAUUUGUAUUUUCAUUUUUUCUGAGAUUUGUUUUGUUUUUCAUUAUUUUCCUUAUGUCAAGGGUUAUGGCUUUUUACGUUUGUCCUGGCUACUGAACUUACUGGCUAAUUUAUGCAUUACUUUUGUUUUUCACAAACCUUGAGUCUUUGUCUUGUGUACUGGCGUCAACUUGCAUUGUUAUAAGUCAUACGAUUAGCUUUUAAGUUAGAAGUCGAAACUAAGCGUUACAAUAAACCACAAACAGAUGUUAUUUAUGCGUGGUUUUUGUUAUGGUGGGAAUUAGUCAUGGGUUCAAAUCCUUUACAGGGUUCACUUCUUCCACUGCCACCCUGUCCAUCACGCUGUGUAAUGAUUCACCCCCAUCACUAUAUGAUGACAUAACUGUUUUAUUGUUGUUUUGGCUGUAGGGGUCAUGUAGCCUUGGUGGCGAGAUAAUAACUACCUUGCCUGGUUUACAGGAGGCUGUGGGUAGUUUAGUAACAUGAAUCAAAAGUCAUAGAUUCUCACAGACGCACAAAUAAAUGCAUGUAUUAUGAGCAAUGGGAAUCUAUGAUUUGAUGCAUCAUUACGUGCCUGAUUUCAGCGUCAUAGAAGGGAGUGUACAUUGUUGGUGGUCUACAGUAGUUUUGUGGAUAAACGUAUCUCUUGUAGGUGUGUUGAAUUUUUACAUUGAAUUAUGACAAUCGGAUUAUACAAGGGAACAGAUUGAUUUUAAAGUAGCUAAAAAUAUCAACAUUUCUUAUCUAGGCAUUAAACACUGAUUUCAUAAACCGAGCUGAAGGAAAGGUAACUCAUGAACCCUAAUUUCUCGACUAAUAUUCUGAGGUUGGCUUUAAAAGUCUAUUUUUGUGUUCAACGUAAAACGAUGUACACUAUGAAAUGUAAAUAUUUUCUUCAAAUAAAGUAAUGUACAUUUUUUUACCACCAGUAGAUUUGGUUUCCAUGUGAAGACCAGUUUUGGAUAAUUUGUGGUAUGUUGUGUAAUAAACGUGUGGCA
Molecule: messenger RNA, 2322 nt
Organism: Lethenteron reissneri (Far Eastern brook lamprey)
Lineage: Eukaryota; Metazoa; Chordata; Hyperoartia; Petromyzontiformes; Petromyzontidae
Gene: RAD51
Product: RAD51 recombinase
Biological process (GO): DNA strand invasion; mitotic recombination-dependent replication fork processing; reciprocal meiotic recombination
Cellular component (GO): condensed nuclear chromosome
Molecular function (GO): ATP hydrolysis activity; ATP-dependent DNA damage sensor activity; DNA strand exchange activity
Source: RefSeq, a predicted model, not a curated record